This is a messenger RNA of Colletotrichum orchidophilum, 1671 nucleotides long. RefSeq names its product major facilitator superfamily transporter. Gene Ontology annotation, biological process: basic amino acid transport; transmembrane transport. Lineage: Eukaryota; Fungi; Ascomycota; Sordariomycetes; Glomerellales; Glomerellaceae. Gene Ontology annotation, molecular function: basic amino acid transmembrane transporter activity. Gene Ontology annotation, cellular component: fungal-type vacuole membrane. The transcript is spliced from 3 exons. The record is from RefSeq and is a predicted model, not a curated record. Bases 1 to 1671 code for a protein of 556 amino acids.
AUGACCGGCUCCGUCAAUGGCGCCUCCGUACCGACGGAGACGUCGCCGCUACUGCGUAACUCCGACUCGGAAGCGGCCAAUGGCAACGGCACCGUCGGCAACGGCAGUCAACAGAACGGCGCUACGUCCGCGACCCCGGCCGCCGACGCCGAUGACAAUCGGGACGGCGACCCGGAGAUGGCCAAGAAGAUGCACUUACUUCUUCCGGCCGUCGGUAUCGGCAUCUACCUGUGCGCCGUUGAUCAGCUGCUCACCGUGGCGACGUACGCCAAGAUCGGGAGCGAGUUGCAUGCGCUGAAUUAUACGAGCUGGCUGGCAACAUCCUACUACAUCACCCUGACCAGCUUCCAACCCCUGUACGGCAAGCUCAGCGACAUCUUUGGCCGCAAGGAGUGCCUCCUCUUCGCCUACACAAUCUUCGCCCUCGGCUCCCUAGGCUGCGGCCUGGCCCAGUCCUUUACCCAGCUCUGCGUCGCCCGCGCCGUGGCGGGCAUCGGCGGCGGCGGCAUGAACAGCGUCGUCGCCAUCCUCCUCAGCGACAUUGUGCCCCUCCGCGACCGCGGCGUCUGGCAGGGCUACCUCAACAUCAUCUUCGCCGCGGGCACUUCGACCGGCGCGCCCCUCGGCGGCCUGCUCGCCGACUCGGUCGGCUGGCGGUGGUCCUUUACGGGCCAGGUGCCGUUGUGCGUCCUCGCCUUUCUCGCCGUGUACUUUGUCCUCGACGUCCCGCGGACAGACCACGCCCACUGGCGCGAAAAGGUCGGGCGGAUCGACUUCCUCGGCGCCGCCACGCUCGUCGCCGCCGUCGUCGCGCUGCUCGUCGGCCUCGACUCGGGCUCCAACAACGGCUGGUCGAGCCGGCUGACCGUCGCCGCGCUGGCCGCGACCCCCGCCCUGUUCGCCGUCUUCGUCUAUGUCGAGAUGCGCGUCGCCUCGCACCCGUUCGCGCCGGGCCACAUCAUCUUUGACCGCUCGCUGUUUGCGUGCUACCUGGCAAACUUUUUCGGCAUCGCGGGCCACAUUGCAUCCAUCUUCUUCAUCCCCUUGUUUUUCCAGGCCGUGCAGGGCACCUCGGCGACGCUCGCGGGCGCGGCGCUCGUGCCCGCCAUGGUGACCUCCGUGACCGCGAGCGUCAGCGCCGGCGUCUACAUGAAGCGCAAGGGCCGGUACUUUACGCUGACGGUGCUGGCGUACGGCCUCAUGGUCGUGGCGGUGGCGCCGACCGUGGCGGCGCUGUACGCCCGGUCGUCGGCGGGCGUGGUGGGCGGGAUGGCGCUGCUGGCGGUGGGCGGCGGCGCGGGCAUCACGACGACGCUGGUGGCGCUGCUGGCCAACGCGGCGGCGCGGGACUCGGCCGUCGUGGUGGCGUGCUCGUACCUGUUUCGGAGCCUGGGGUCGAGCAUCGGCAUCAGCGUGUGCUCGGCGGUGCUGCAGCAGGUGCUGAGGACGCAGCUGGCGGCGCGGCUGAGCGACGGGGACGAGGCGCGGCGGGUCGAGGAACGGGUCCGGGAGAGUCUGGAUUAUAUUCGGGAGCUGCCGCCCGCCGUCGCCGGGGAGGUGAGGGCGAGUUAUCAGGUCGCGACGUUGGGGGCCAUGGUACCCAUGGCGGCGUUGCUCGUGCUUGCUUUUGGAAGUACGUUUUUUAUUAGGGAGAAGGCUUUGGGGAAGUAA